Nothobranchius furzeri (turquoise killifish) is the source of this 654-nucleotide messenger RNA. The record is from RefSeq and is a predicted model, not a curated record. NCBI's taxonomy places the organism in Eukaryota, Metazoa, Chordata, Actinopteri, Cyprinodontiformes, Nothobranchiidae.
AUGGAAAAAGAAGUGAGUCGAGUUCCAGUGUUUGUUUGGCUGUACUUCUUGUGUGUGAAAAUGCCUGCAAGUAAUAGCUUUUGGUCCAAUGGGGAGCUUCAAACGUUCCUCACCAUCAUCGGAGAUAGCAACAUUCAGGCCGAGCUGGAUGGGAUGAUAAGAAAUGAGAAAGUCUUCAAAGAAGUUUCUCAGCGCAUGGCAGCUGAAGGAUUCCAGCGCACCUCCGAGCAGUGUCGUGCUAAGCUGAAAAAAAUAAAAGCCCACUACAGAAAAGUUAAGGACAGCAACGGCCGUAGUGGGAAUGGGCGAAGUACAUGGAAGUGGUACGAUGUGGUGGACGCUAUUUAUGGACACAGACCGUCAAACCGAGGCAGCGAAGGAGGCCUGGACUCAGCGACCAGUAUCCUGGAGUCACUCAUAAACCCUGUUGACACAUCUGAAGCGGAAAACACUCCCUCUUCAGAGGAACCAUCCACUUCCUCAAGUAGCACUCCAGGACCUUCUGUGCCACCAUCACCUCUGUCCGUACCUUCUGUGCCACCAUCGCCUCGGCCAGUUCCAUCGCCACCACCAUCACCUCUGUCCACUACCACUCGAGAGGAACAUCUACCAUGUUGUCGACGCACAGGUAGUGUCUGACCAUUCUAAAAAUUG